Messenger RNA from Indicator indicator, 4344 nucleotides. It is a transcript of the gene CPSF1, whose product is annotated as cleavage and polyadenylation specific factor 1. The coding region runs from base 1 to 4344 and encodes 1447 amino acids. Gene Ontology annotation, molecular function: protein binding; nucleic acid binding. Lineage: Eukaryota; Metazoa; Chordata; Aves; Piciformes; Indicatoridae. Gene Ontology annotation, cellular component: nucleus; mRNA cleavage and polyadenylation specificity factor complex. The transcript has 38 exons. The record is from RefSeq and is a predicted model, not a curated record.
AUGUAUGCAGUUUACAAGCAGGCUCACCCCCCCACGGGGCUGGAAUUUGCCCUCUUCUGCCAUUUUUUCUCCCCCGCCGAAAAAAAUUUGGUGGUGGCCGGAACCUCCCAGCUCUACGUCUAUCGCCUCAACCACGACUGUGAGACUGGAGCUAAAGGAGACAGGAAUGGGGAAGGCAAAGGCCACAAAGAGAAGCUGGAGCUGGUGGCCUCCUUCUCCUUCUUCGGCAACGUCAUGUCCAUGGCCAGCGUGCAGCUGGCUGGGGCCAAGCGCGACGCUUUGCUCCUCAGCUUCAAGGAUGCCAAGCUCUCAGUGGUGGAGUACGACCCUGCCACCCAUGACCUGAAGACCCUCUCGCUGCACUACUUCGAGGAGCCUGAGUUGAGGGAUGGCUUCGUGCAGAACGUGCACAUCCCGCGGGUGCGGGUGGACCCCGACGGGCGCUGCGCCGUGAUGCUGAUCUACGGCACCCGGCUGGUGGUGCUGCCCUUCCGCAGGGACAGCCUCAGCGAGGAGCACGACGGACUGGUGGGAGAGGGGCAGAAGUCCAGCUUCCUGCCCAGCUACAUCAUCGACGUGCGGGAGCUGGACGAGAAGCUGCUCAACAUCAUCGACAUGCAGUUCCUCUACGGCUACUACGAGCCCACCCUCCUCAUCCUCUUCGAGCCCAACCAAACCUGGCCAGGGCGGGUGGCGGUGCGGCAGGACACCUGCAGCAUCGUGGCCAUCUCCCUCAACAUCAUGCAGAAGGUCCACCCUGUCAUCUGGUCCCUCAGCAACCUGCCCUUCGACUGCACCCAGGCCCUGGCUGUCCCCAAGCCCAUUGGAGGGGUGGUGAUCUUCGCUGUCAACUCCUUGCUCUACCUCAACCAGAGUGUCCCACCCUAUGGGGUGGCCCUCAACAGCCUCACCAACGGCACCACCGUCUUCCCCCUGCGGAUCCAGGAUGGGGUGAAGAUGACUCUGGACUGUGCCCAGGCCACCUUCAUCUCCUAUGACAAGAUGGUCAUCUCCUUGAAGGGGGGUGAGAUCUACGUCCUGACGCUGAUCACGGACGGGAUGCGGAGCGUCCGCUCCUUCCACUUCGACAAGGCUGCCGCCAGCGUCCUCACCACCUGCAUGGUGACCCUGGAGCCUGGCUACCUGUUCCUGGGGUCCCGCCUGGGGAACUCGCUGCUGCUCAAGUACACAGAGAAGCUGCAGGAGCCCCCGGCCAGCGCGGGCAAGGAGCCCCCCGACAGGCAGGAGCCCCCCUUGAAGAAGAAGCGCUCAGAGUCCUCAGGGGGGACUUGGGCAGGCGGGAAGUCGGCGGCGCAGGACGAGGUGGACGAGAUCGAGGUGUACGGCAGCGAGGCGCAGUCGGGCACACAGCUGGCCACCUACUCCUUCGAGGUCUGUGACAGCAUCCUCAACAUCGGGCCCUGUGCUAACGCUGCCAUGGGGGAGCCAGCCUUCCUGUCUGAGGAGUUCCAGAACAGCCCAGAGCCGGACCUGGAGAUUGUGCUGUGCUCAGGCUAUGGCAAGAACGGGGCCCUCACCGUGCUGCAGAGGAGCAUCAGGCCCCAGGUGGUGACAACCUUCGAGCUGCCUGGCUGCUAUGACAUGUGGACUGUGAUUGCUGGGGGCAAGAAGGACAAGGCCACAGGAGGUGACAAAGGUGACAAGGACUCCCCGGUGCCCCCAGCCCCGCCCGGGGAGGAGGAGGAGGAGGAAGGGGGGGCGCAGCGCCACGGCUUCCUCAUCCUCAGCAGGGAGGACUCCACCAUGAUCCUGCAGACGGGGCAGGAGAUCAUGGAGCUGGACACCAGUGGCUUUGCCACCCAGGGUCCCACGGUCUUCGCGGGCAACAUCGGUGACAAUCGCUACAUUGUGCAGGUGUCCCCCCUGGGCAUCCGCCUGCUGGAGGGGGUGAACCAGCUGCACUUCAUCCCGGUGGACCUGGGCUCUCCCAUCGUGCACUGCGCGGUGGCCGACCCCUACGUGGUCAUCCUGAGCGCCGAGGGCCAGCUCACCAUGUUUGUGCUGAAGAGUGACACCUAUGGGGGCAGGACUCAUCGGCUCAGCCUGCAGAAACCCCCCCUGCAGCACCCCUCCAAGGUGAUUGCCCUGUGCCUGUACCGGGACCUGAGUGGCCUCUUCACCACGGAGAGCCGCGCCAGCACCCCCCGCGAGCAGCCCCCGCGCACCCCCACCCAGCAGGAGACCCUCAUCCAGGACAUUGGGGAGUCCGUGGAUGAUGAGGAGGAGAUGCUCUAUGGGGACUCUGCCCCCGCGCUGCGCAGCCCUGCCAAGGAGGAGCCCCCGCGGCGUGCCGGCGGCCAGGGGGGGCCGGGGGACCCCCACCAGUACAGACCAGAGCCCAGCCACUGGUGUGUGCUGGUGCGGGAGAACGGCGCCAUGGAGAUCCUGCAGCUGCCGAGCUGGCGCAGAGUGUUCCUGGUGAAGCACUUCGCGGGCGGGCAGCGAGUGCUGGUGGACAGCUUCGGGCACCCCGCGGGCGGCGCCGAGCAGCGCAAGGAGGAGCCUGGCCGGCAGGGGGCGCUGCCGCUCGUCCGGGAGCUGCUGCUCGUGGGGCUGGGCAACCGCCAGAGCCGACCCUACCUGCUGGUCCAUGUGGACCAGGAGCUGCUGAUCUAUGAGGCCUUCGCCCACGACUCCCAGCUGGGGCAGAGCAACCUGAAGGUUCGCUUCAAGAAGGUGCCUCACAACAUCAACUUCCGGGAGAAAAAACCCAAACCCUCCAAGAAGAAGCCGGAGGGGGGGGGCUCAGAAGAAUCAGGGGGACCCCGAGGACGAGUGGCUCGGUUCCGGCCCUUCCAGGACAUCUACGGCUACUCAGGGGUGUUCAUCUGUGGGCCCUCCCCCCACUGGCUGCUGGUGACAGGCCGGGGGGCCCUGCGCCUGCACCCCAUGAGCAUCGAUGGCCCUGUCGAGUCCUUCGCCCCCUUCCACAACGUCAACUGCCCCAAGGGCUUCCUCUACUUCAACAGGCAGGGGGAGCUGCGGAUCAGCGUCCUCCCUGCCUACCUGUCCUACGACGCCCCUUGGCCGGUGCGCAAGAUCCCCCUGCGCUGCACCACUCACUACGUCGCCUACCACGUGGAGUCCAAGGUGUACGCCGUGGCCACCAGCAGCACCAACCCCUGCACCCGCAUCCCGCGCAUGACCGGCGAGGAGAAGGAGUUCGAGAGCAUCGACCGGGAUGACCGCUACGUCGCCCCGCAGCAGGAGGCCUUCUCCAUCCAGCUCAUCUCCCCGGUCAGCUGGGAGACCAUCCCCAACACCAGGAUCGAUCUGGAGGAGUGGGAGCAUGUCACCUGCAUGAAGACCGUGUCCCUCAAGAGCGAGGAGACCGUCUCGGGCCUCAAGGGCUACGUGGCCGUGGGGACCUGCCUGAUGCAGGGCGAGGAGGUCACCUGCAGAGGCAGGAUCCUGAUCAUGGACAUCAUCGAGGUGGUGCCAGAGCCUGGGCAGCCUCUGACCAAGAACAAGUUCAAAGUGCUCUAUGAGAAGGAGCAGAAGGGGCCAGUGACAGCCCUGUGCCACUGCAACGGCUACCUGGUGUCUGCCAUCGGCCAGAAGAUCUUCUUGUGGAGCUUGAAGGACAACGAGCUGACGGGCAUGGCCUUCAUCGACACCCAGCUCUACAUCCACCAGAUGAUCAGCGUCAAGAACUUCAUCCUGGCUGCCGACGUCAUGAAGAGCAUCUCCCUGCUGCGCUACCAGGAGGAGAGCAAGACCUUGUCCCUCGUCAGCAGGGACGCCAAGCCCUUGGAGGUCUACAGCGUGGACUUCAUGGUGGACAGCACCCAGCUGGGCUUUCUGGUGUCAGACCGGGACAGGAACCUGCUGGUCUACAUGUACCUGCCUGAGGCCAAGGAGAGCCUGGGGGGGCUGCGGCUGCUGCGCAGAGCAGACUUCCACCUGGGCUCUGCGGUGCUGAGCUUCUGGAGGACUCCCUGCCGGGGGGGCGCCGAGGGGCCCCGCAGGGUCAGCGCCUGGGACACCAAACACAUCAGCUGGUUCGCUACCCUGGAUGGGGGCCUGGGGCUGCUGCUGCCGAUGCCGGAGAAAACCUACCGCAGGCUGCUGAUGCUGCAGAACGCCCUGGGCACCUCCCUGCCCCAGCUGGCAGGCCUCAACCCACGUGCCUUCAGGCUGCUGCACGCGGAGCGCCGGACGCUGCAGAACGCGGUGAGGAACGUGCUGGACGGGGAGCUGCUGAGCAGGUUCCUCUACCUCAGCACCAUGGAGCGGGGAGAGCUGGCCAAGAAGAUUGGCACCACCCCCGACAUCAUCCUGGAGGACCUGCUGGAGAUCGACCGAGUGACAGCUCACUUCUGA